This is a messenger RNA of Cooperia oncophora, 267 nucleotides long. The record is from the annotation of a GenBank genome assembly. NCBI's taxonomy places the organism in Eukaryota, Metazoa, Nematoda, Chromadorea, Rhabditida, Trichostrongylidae.
AUGACAACGAUCUCAUCGGCGGUACAAGAUCGAAAAACAGUUGAUGAUCCAAUUGAGAAACCAGUGGGAAUUUUUGUGAACAAUUGCGUUGAAGAAACCAGAAGAAUAGCAUCCGAUAUCACGCACCAGUACACUCUGGGUACAUUAUUACCAAUGGCACCUUCAUCCGAGAAGGGAUUGGAGAAUGGCCUGACGUCUGUCGACUUUUCACCUUACCAAACAGCACCUACAUAUGCUCAGCAGCAACAGCGCCGCACUAUAGCCUAG